Salvelinus namaycush (lake trout) is the source of this 3189-nucleotide messenger RNA. It is a transcript of the gene trak1a, whose product is annotated as trafficking protein, kinesin binding 1a. The coding region runs from base 49 to 2928 and encodes 959 amino acids. Gene Ontology annotation, cellular component: dendrite. Gene Ontology annotation, molecular function: GABA receptor binding. The transcript is spliced from 14 exons. The record is from RefSeq and is a predicted model, not a curated record. NCBI's taxonomy places the organism in Eukaryota, Metazoa, Chordata, Actinopteri, Salmoniformes, Salmonidae. Gene Ontology annotation, biological process: neurogenesis; anterograde axonal transport of mitochondrion; endosome to lysosome transport.
CUCCUCUCUGUUGUCUCUACAGUUCUAUGUGCUGAAAGAGUGGGCCAGAUGACUAAGACAUACAGUGACAUAGAUGCUGUUACUCGUCUGCUUGAAGAGAAAGAACGGGACUUGGAGCUCGCCGCCCGCAUCGGCCAGUCACUGCUGAAGAAGAACAAAACCCUCAGUGAGAGAAAUGAAUUCCUGGAGGAGCAAGUGGAGCACAUUCGAGAGGAGGUUUCUCAGCUGCGCCAUGAUCUGUCUAUGAAAGAUGAGCUUCUCCAGUUCUACACUAGUGCAGCAGAGGAGAGUGAAGGAGAUUCGUCCAGCUGUACCCCCAUCCGCCACAAUGACUCCACACUGUCGGUGCCAAGUUACUUCCCCCUGGACUCCCUGCAGAAGAAACUCAAAGACCUGGAGGCAGAGAACAUCUCUCUUAGAUCAGAGGCCAGUCACCUGGAGACGGAGACAGAGGAGUACGAGGAGAAGGAGCAGCAGCUGGUCAACGACGUCGUCAAAGAGCUGAGAGAUGCCAACCACCAGAUGUCCACCCUGGCGGAGGAGCUGGCGAGGAAGACGGACGACGCGUCUCGCCAGCAGGAGGAGAUCACACACCUCCUGUCCCAGAUCGUAGACCUGCAGAAGAAGUCCAAGUCUGUGAGUGGCCAGGCCAGUAAUGACCCAGACUGCCUGCCACAGUCCAGGCCAAUGGACACGUUCCAGUAUGCAGUGGAAAACCAAGAGCUCAUCCAGCAUCUAGGAGCUGCCAAAGAUGCCCAGCGCCAGCUCACUGCUGAGCUGAGGGAGUUGGAGGAUAAGUAUGCAGAGUGUAUGGAGAUGCUCCAUGAGGCCCAGGAAGAGCUGAAGAACCUCCGGAAUAAAUCACUGCCUCUCAGUACACCCCGACGCUUCCACUCCCUGGGCCUGUUCCCUAUGGACUCUCUAGCUGCUGAGAUUGAGGGCACCAUGAGGAAGGGGCUGGCUAUGGAUGACCCGGAAGUGGAAGAGCAGAAGUUGCACCCCAAGCGUGUGUUUGAGACUGUGAAAAACGUUAACCUGAUGCGUCAGCGCUCCUCUCUGGCCCCGUCUCCCAUGAACAUCCCCGGCUCCAACCGGUCGUCCUGUCUGAACUCUGGCCGCUCCAGCUGCCUGUCCACGCCCCGCUCCAGCCUGUACGGAGGGGAUAUGGGGAGCAUCCUCAUAGACAACCACACCAACAGCUUCAUACUGGAGACUCCUGACCACAGUGAGGAUGACUCCAACAAGAAACCAGGGACCCCUGGAACGCCGGGCUCUCAGGAUCUGGAAGCAGCCCUGCGACGUCUCUCCCUGCGGCGGGACAACUACCUGAGCGAGCGGCGCUUCUUCGAGGAGGAGAGGGAUCGGAAGCUCCAGGGGCUGGUGGAGAAGGGAGAGGUGUACAACGGCAGUAUGACCCCCACAGAGAGCAUCAUGUCCCUGGGAGGGACCCACCCCUCUUCCAUCUGGUCUGGGUACUCCUUCUGCUCCCGCUCCUACCUGCCGGAGAAGCUGCAGAUCGUCAAGCCACUGGAAGGCUCAGCCACCCUGCACCAGUGGCAGCAGCUGGCCCAGCCCAACCUGGGUGGGAUCCUGGACACGCGGCCUGGUGUGGUCACUAAGGGCUUCCGUCCUCUGGAACUAGACCUGGAGCACAUGUACCUGUUCACUGACUUUGAGGAGGAGGACUUUGAGGUCGUGGAGGAGUCUGACCACCUGUCUGUCCACAGCCUCUCUGCCUCAGGCUCUACCCCCGUCUGUAGUGGCAUCUCCAUCCUCAGCCGGCAGGGCCUCCGUACCCGGUCCUCCUCCUGCUCCUCCUCCUGCAGCGGCAGAGGCAUCAACAACAACCUUCCAGAGGGAGGGGUUGGGGGUGAUGGAGAAGCCAGGGAAGAGGGCGAGACAUUAGGCCCAGGCAGCACAUCACUGUCGUCCCCCGCACCUCCACACAGAGAGAACCAGGAGAACCAGGAUCAGGCUGCAGCCGCUGACGGGGUGUCCGCCCACUACCCUGGUAAAUGCAUGUCCAACACCAGCUCCACCUAUACCUUCACCACCUGUCGGAUCAUGCACCCUUCAGACGAGCUGACCAGAGUCACCCCCAGCCUUAUGUCGGGCCCUACUGCCUCCUGCGUCAUGACCAGCAGCAGCAGCGUCAGAUCUACCCCCUGCUCAACCCCUUGCACCCCGCGCCGCCUCAGCCUGGCAGCCGAGUCCUUCACCAACCUGAGAGACUCCACCAAGACCAUGAGCACUAGUGGAGGUCUGGUGCGGCUCCUCCAGGAGCGAGGCAUCUCUGCAGCAGUCUACAACCCUCAGAGCUGGGACCGAGCAGACUGUAGCACCUCUAUCACCACUGGAGGGGUACCGUCGCUUCUACCGCCGCGGCCCCCCGACACCCUACCCUCCACGCCGCCAAACUCCCCAACCCACCGCUCCCUCUGCGCCAAACCCAGCAGCCCCGUGGGCCCCUUCGAACUCAGUCCCAGCGCCCCGCCCUAUGACAACUUCCUGGCGUCGAAGCCGGCCAGCUCCAUCCUGAAGGAGGUGAGGGCAGAGGCCCAGAGCAGUGAGUCAGCAGACAGCGAUUGUCAGACUGACGUCAGCGUCCACAAUCUGAAGCUGGUGGACAAGCUGAAGCGCUUCAGCGUGGCUGGGGCCGGCCCCUCUUUAUCAGGGGCCACGGGGCCCACCAUGCUGGGGCCCCUCAGCGGCCUCCACCGCCCUUCCCACUUCUGCCCUUCUGUGGUGACCAGUCCCAUAGGGGGCCUCGGCCCCGCUCUGAACGCAGGCAUCCGCCGUAACCGCAGCUACCCGGCCAUGGUAGGGGCCGGCAUGGCUAUGAAGGGCCCGGGGCCCCACAGCCCCACAGACAUGCUCCUGGCUUCUUCCUCCAAGCUCCUCAGACAGACUAGUCUCACUGAUGGGUGAAGGAAUGUUGACUUUUCUCUUCUGUCUGUCACCUGUCAGAUGGGUUGGAUGUAUAUAUAGCUGCUGUAUGAGUCCCCGGUCUGUGACAAAUCAACUCUGUGCCUGAAAGAGAUGCCCUUUCUUUUUACAGUGCAUUUUGUAUCAAUGCUAAUUAUUUUGUCUUCCUUUAUCUUUCUGUCUCUCUCUCCUCUCCUGUCCUCUCUUUCUCUGUUCUGUCUCUCUCUCUCUCCUCUCCUGUCCUCUCUUUCUCUAUUCUGUCUC